AUGCAUCCCUAUUCUCUGAUUGUUGAACUACUCUUCGCAGUAAUAGGUUUUGGUGCAUCACAUGAGGCACCAGCAAAAAAUACGGUAACAUCCAAAGAUGCUACCAAGAUAACACUGCCGAAUUGCGAGGUAAAAGCGACAAGCCCACCAAGAGUGACAGCUGCAGAAGAAUUUCUCGAGAUCAUCUCAAUGAGAAACAAAACGGUCGAUGAGAUCGAAAAGCAAUUCCGAGCUUGGGCCGACAAACAAGGUGGCGAUGUUAAGGAGAACUAUAACAAGGCUGCAGCUAAGCUUGCUGAGAUUGUUCAUGCUGUAGAUGAGGUCGCAGAAAGCUCACCGCUGGAAGCGCAUGGUAGAGCUGCCUUCGACAACAUUGAAGAUCUGUUGAUGAACAGAAACGAAACGAUUGCUGAAGAAAUUAGAACAAUUACGGAUUACGUGAAACAGUUAGCCAACGAGACAAGCCGUGAAAUGCGUGAAUUUAUUCAGAACGAAAAGGCGAAGAUUAAUGAAAAGAUUGAACAUUGA
Molecule: messenger RNA, 528 nt
Organism: Anisakis simplex (herring worm)
Lineage: Eukaryota; Metazoa; Nematoda; Chromadorea; Rhabditida; Anisakidae
Source: the annotation of a GenBank genome assembly